Messenger RNA from Calliphora vicina (urban bluebottle blowfly), 496 nucleotides. It is a transcript of the gene levy, whose product is annotated as levy. The transcript is spliced from 2 exons. Gene Ontology annotation, molecular function: enzyme regulator activity. Gene Ontology annotation, cellular component: mitochondrial inner membrane. Bases 91 to 414 code for a protein of 107 amino acids. Gene Ontology annotation, biological process: mitochondrial electron transport, cytochrome c to oxygen. Lineage: Eukaryota; Metazoa; Arthropoda; Insecta; Diptera; Calliphoridae. The record is from RefSeq and is a predicted model, not a curated record.
GUGUGUUGUCAAAAUCGAUUUCGUAGUGCUUAGGCCUUGGAAGGAAUUUAUUUCAUUUAAUCAAAACGUAAAGCCAUUGGUGUCCUAAAAAUGUCUGCUAUCCUGUCUCAGAUUCUUCGCCGCAAGAUUGCCACCUCCGCCCCAAGGUUCGCCACAGCAGCCACUGCUGGUGAACACUCAGGUGGCUAUAAGAUGUGGAAGCGUUUGACCUUCUUCGUUGCCUUCCCAUCUGUUGGUUUGUGCAUGUUGAACGCUUAUUUGGCUCACCAAGAACACGCACAUCAUGCCCGUCCUGAAUUUGUUAAAUACGAAUACUUGGCCAAGCGCGACAAACGUUUCCCCUGGGGUGAAGGUAACAAAUCUUUGUUCCACAACCCCCAUGUCAACGCUUUGCCCGAUGGUUAUGAAGCCUAAGGUGUUUUAAACAUUCUGAACAGUUGAAUGAAGUAUUUAAAAUUAAUAAAAAAUAUUAAAAAUACCAAAAUAAUUGUAAAAA